This is a messenger RNA of Manihot esculenta (cassava), 1567 nucleotides long. Its product is annotated as probable purine permease 10. Lineage: Eukaryota; Viridiplantae; Streptophyta; Magnoliopsida; Malpighiales; Euphorbiaceae. The coding region runs from base 203 to 1372 and encodes 389 amino acids. Gene Ontology annotation, molecular function: purine nucleoside transmembrane transporter activity. The record is from RefSeq and is a predicted model, not a curated record. Gene Ontology annotation, cellular component: membrane. The transcript has 2 exons.
AUUAUCCUUAAGUUGUCAGUAUCCAUAUUUAUAUACUAAAAGCAGAUAAGAAAAAGAAGCAAAAUGAUCAGCUGCAAGAAUUGUCUAUGUUGAAUUUCUUCUGUUUUGUUUGGACAAACUAAGAACUCUCUUCUCCUCUCUCUCUCUCUCUCCCUCUCCAUCUCCAUCUGAGCUUGAUCAUUUUGACUUCUCCAACUUUGACAUGGGAGAGGAUCAAGAAGUGCAACUACAAAUCACGGGGGAGGAAGCUGAAGAGAGAACUCCACCUGAGCACUCAAAUGCAGCCAACCAGCCAAAAGUCCUCCUACAGCAGAACUUUAGUUGGUGGCUCAAAAUAGCCAUCUUCACAUUCUUCCUUCUCUCUGGCCAGACAAUGGCAACAAUCUUGGGAAGACUAUACUUUGACAAAGGUGGAAACAGCAAGUGGAUGGCUACAUUUGUUCAAACUGCUGGCUUCCCUUUCAUCCUUGUCCUGUACUUCACAUCACCACUCAAAAAUCCCACCACCAACAAUACUAUUAAGCCAAACUCUCCCUCUAAAUUGAUUCGUCUGUUGAUUUAUACAACAUUUGGGAUAUUUCUAGCAGCAAAUUGCAUGCUGUAUUCACUUGGACUUCUAUACCUGCCAGUGUCUACUUAUACUCUAAUCUGUGCAUCACAACUAGGAUUCAAUGCUUUGUUUUCCUUCUUCCUCAAUGCCCAGAAGUUUACACCUUUCAUUAUCAAUUCUGUAUUUCUUCUUACUAUCUCUUCAACCCUCCUUGUAUUCAAUAAGGACUCCACAGAUUCAAAAAAGAUCUCCAAAGGGAAGUUUGUGAUUGGAUUUAUAUGCACACUUGGUGCUUCGGCUGGGUAUGGAUUGAUACUUUCUUUAGUACAAUUCUGCUUCAGAAAAGUGUUCAAACAAGAAAAUUUCAAGGUGGUUUUGGAUAUGAUUAUAUACCCAUCAAUGGUUGCCACUGCAGCUAUAUUGGUGGGACUUUUUGCCAGUGGAGAAUGGAAGACAUUGAAGAGAGAAAUGGAAGAGUUUGAACUGGGACAUGUGUCCUAUCUCAUGACUUUGAUUUGGACAGCUAUUGGUUGGCAAGCUUUCAAUAUUGGGUGUACUGGGUUGAUAUUUGAAGUUUCUUCACUCUUCUCUAAUAUCAUCAGUACUUUGGGUCUCCCAAUUGUUCCAGUGCUUGCUGUCUUCAUUUUCCAUGACAAAAUGAAUGGCUUGAAGGUGAUUGCUAUGGUUUUGGCUAUUUGGGGAUUUGUUUCAUACGUUUAUCAGCACUAUCUUGAUUAUCUCAAGUCCAAAGCUGGAAUAAACAAUGCCCAUGAAAAGUUUUCUAACUUUUCCUCUGCAGAACGAAAACUAAUACAUGAAUAAGAACCUUUUUAUGCCAAUUGGGAGAUAUGGCUACUCCUGUUUGCUUGACACAUUGUAAUUGAUCCAGGCACUGGCUUUCUUGCCAGCAGUUGAUUCUUGUAAUAAAUAUAUUGAACUUUUAGGAAGACUUUUUUUUUUUUUAAUUUUUAUAUUUUCAUUGAAUUUCCAAUUUAGUUUCUUUGUUGGAAAAUGAUA